UUGGCCCUGUCUGAAUGAAAUUGAGGCUAGCUGCUUAAUUUGCAAAUGUGCCUAAGAGUCAAAGAGCUCCAUAACACAUGGACACAACUCUUUUCACUACUCCACAAGAAGCACCCACCUUCUUCCACUGCAACCAGCAGAGCAGUGAUCAUGCAGCAGCGAUGGACAUGCAAAUCAACAACAACAACAACAACAAUCAGAGCCACACAUCGACAAGCCGAUCAUCAGACUCCACUGAUCAUCAGCUGCCUAGUCAUGCAUCAGGCAAAUGGGCCUCAAGGCUUCUAAACGAGUGUGCGAGAGCAAUAUCCGACAAGGACUCCACCAAAAUCCAUCACCUUCUAUGGAUGUUAAACGAGCUUGCUUCACCUUAUGGAGAUUGUGAUCAGAAAUUAGCUUCUUAUUUCUUGCAAGCUCUAUUUUGUAAGGCCACCGACUCCGGCCAACGCUGCCACAAAACCCUUUCUUCAGUGGCUGAAAAGAGCAACUCUUUCGAUUCUGCAAGGAAGUUGAUACUAAAGUUCCAGGAUGUAAGCCCUUGGAUGAAUUUUGGUCAUGUUGCUUCCAAUGGCGCCAUUUUGGAGGCCUUAGAGGGGGAUACAAAGCUUCACAUAAUUGAUAUAAGCAACAACCUUUGCACCCAAUGGCCUACUUUGCUUGAAGCUUUGGCAACAAGAAAUGAUGAGACUCCUCAUCUAAAGCUAACUGUUGUGGUGAUAGCUAGCACAGUGAGUUCAGUCAUGAAGGAAGUAGGCCAGAGAAUGGAGAAGUUUGCAAGGCUAAUGGGAGUACCCUUUGAAUUUAAUGUAAUAAGUGGGUUGAAUCAUUUGGGAGAGCUCACAAAGGAGAGACUAGGUGUUCAAGAGGAUGAAGCCAUUGCUGUGAAUUGUAUAGGCGCCUUAAGAAGAGUGGAAGUGGAGGAAAGGGCGGCUGUGAUCCGGAUUUUCCAAUCCCUUAGGCCUAGAGUUGUGACAGUUGUUGAGGAAGAAGCUGACUUUUCCUCCUCCAAAGAUGACUUUGUCAAGUGCUUUGAAGAGUGCCUUAGAUUCUACACAUUGUACUUUGAGAUGCUGGAGGAGAGCUUUCCCCCAACAAGCAAUGACAGAUUAAUGCUGGAGAGGGAGUGCUCGAGAAGCAUAGUUAGGGUUUUGGCUUGUGAUGAUCAUGAAAACAGUGAUCAAGGAGAGUGUGAGAGAAGGGAGAGAGGAAGGCAAUGGUGUGACAGGCUCAAGGAGGCUUUUUCUCCAUCUGGGUUUAGUGAUGAUGUUGUGGAUGAUGUGAAGGCAUUGCUGAAAAGGUACAGAGCAGGGUGGGCGCUUGUGCCACCACAAGGAGGAGAUGAUCAUGAAUCCUCAGGAAUUUACUUGACAUGGAAGGAAGUUCCUGUGGUUUGGGCUUCAGCAUGGAAACCCUCUCAAGUACUAGUUUAGCAUGGAUGGAUGGCCUUUGUCCUUGUAUUUCUUUCUUCUCAUUCGAUCAUGCAAACUUGAUUGUAUUUUUAUAUUGUGUCCAAUUACUACUUUCUUCUGCUUUAUGCUUUGGAGUUUGUGUUGCUUCUUUUCUUUUUAUAUCCUUGUUCUUGUUUGAAGGUGCUUGCACUUGUGCCUCACUUUAUAAAUUCCAUGGCAUCGUAUUUCCCCUUU
Molecule: messenger RNA, 1643 nt
Organism: Alnus glutinosa
Lineage: Eukaryota; Viridiplantae; Streptophyta; Magnoliopsida; Fagales; Betulaceae
Product: protein SHORT-ROOT-like
Exons: 1
Coding region: 78-1430 (450 amino acids)
Biological process (GO): regulation of DNA-templated transcription
Cellular component (GO): nucleus
Molecular function (GO): DNA-binding transcription factor activity; sequence-specific DNA binding
Source: RefSeq, a predicted model, not a curated record